GAAGUACCAGAUCAACUCUAAUUUGACUAUCGCUGCUCACGGAACGCUGCAUUUCCUGGAUGUGGAUUGUCAUAUAUCUAAGUUUGUUGCUCCGCCCAUGCUAAAUCUAUGGCUGGCUACACGCAAGUUGAGCUGUUUUAGUAAGUUCGCCUGUCAUGGAGACAAAUACCAGUAUCUUUUCUUUGACCGAGGGCUAAUUGUGUUGGGAAACUCUAUACGCUAAGUUAUCGCUCCUCCCUUUUCACCGGAUCGACUAAUCUUCUGUGCAUUUGCAAGACAAGACUGGAAAAUGCAUUACUAUCGAUAUGAAAGUGCGGAAGUCAGCUGCUGUUACAAAUACCUUAUGUUCAGCUAUAAUAUCGUAUUUUGGCUGGCGGGGGCUCUCUUCAUUGGUGCUGGAUUUUGGGCCUGGAGUGAAAAGGGAGUACUGUUGGACCUGACACAGGUGACCAGGCAGCAUGGCUUCGAUCCAGUGUGGGUGGUGCUGGUGGUUGGCACCGUGACCUUCACCCUGGGCUUUGCGGGCUGUGUAGGCGCACUGAGGGAAAACAUAUGCCUCCUUAAGUUUUUUUCAGGAAUCAUUGUCUUAAUCUUCUUCCUGGAGCUAGCCAUGGCAGUGCUGGCGUUUACGUUCCAAGAACACGUGAGAGAAUGGAUCAAUGACUUCUUUCUUCAGAAUGUCAAAGCCUACCGUGAUGAUAUAGACCUUCAGAACCUGAUUGAUUCAUUGCAGCGAAUGAACCAUUGCUGUGGUGCCAAGGACCCCAAUGACUGGAAUCUGAAUGUUUACUUCAACUGCAGCCAGGGGAACAUCAGCCAUCAGAAGAGCAGGGAGAGCUGUGGAGUCCCUUUCUCCUGUUGCCUUAGUGACCCUGCUGACACCGUCGUAAACACACAGUGUGGAUAUGAUGUCAGAUCUUCUGGCUCAGUGGUGAGUUCUUUUUUUACUUUUUGUUUUGUUUGAAGUUGUCCGCCUCUUUACUCUGCAUUCCCACCGGGAGCAGCGAGAGCAUUAAAGCAGCCCUGCACUGUUUCACACUGGCUGUCUUACCUGUUCAUUUUCAUUUGGGCACCCAUGUGAACAGGGUGAUGUAAUAUUGGCUUUCGAACGACUCUUGAGUGACAGUUGCUAUACCAACGCUAGCAUUACGUCACCCGGACACUUUUUUGGAAGUGAUAGACUUGCGCUGCACUAAAUACCUCAAUAACGCGAUUUACCCCAGAGCAUCUUGCAUUAUACUUUGCUACCUGAG
Clupea harengus (Atlantic herring) is the source of this 1253-nucleotide messenger RNA. The record is from RefSeq and is a predicted model, not a curated record. Lineage: Eukaryota; Metazoa; Chordata; Actinopteri; Clupeiformes; Clupeidae.